Messenger RNA from Paralichthys olivaceus (Japanese flounder), 3430 nucleotides. RefSeq names its product purinergic receptor P2Y2, tandem duplicate 1 (gene p2ry2.1). The record is from RefSeq and is a predicted model, not a curated record. Gene Ontology annotation, biological process: G protein-coupled receptor signaling pathway. NCBI's taxonomy places the organism in Eukaryota, Metazoa, Chordata, Actinopteri, Pleuronectiformes, Paralichthyidae. Gene Ontology annotation, cellular component: plasma membrane. Gene Ontology annotation, molecular function: G protein-coupled UTP receptor activity; A1 adenosine receptor binding.
CACUCGUAAGAAUGAGGACAGGCUGCUGAGGUUGGUCGACACAGGACAGUCUGUGAAGGGCAAAAAACAUUUGUGUGUUCCCACAACCAAGAUGGCCACCUUUGACAACAACACAAACCAAACAGGCCACAGCGCCUCCUACUGUAAAUUCAAUGAAACAUUUAAAUACAUUCUCCUGCCUGUGAGCUAUGCCCUGGUCUUUGUGAUCGGCCUUGUGCUGAACUCCACAGCGUUGUAUGUGAUUGUGUUCUGCACGAAGCGCUGGAAGCCGACCACCAUCUAUAUGUUCAACCUGACCAUGUGUGACACUCUCUACGUCCUGACCCUGCCCUUCCUCAUCUACUACUAUGCCGAUGAGAAUCACUGGCCCUUCGGUGAACCCUUCUGCAAAGUGAUACGCUUCCUGUUUUAUACCAACUUAUAUGGUUCUAUAUUGUUCCUGUGCUGUAUCAGUCUGCAUCGGUUCAUUGGAAUCUGUUAUCCAGUCCACUCUCUGUACUGGGUGAGCGCUAGUCGGGCCCGGCUGGUGUCUGUGGCAGUGUGGGCCUUUGUGUUACUCUGCCAGGCACCUGUUCUCUACUUCUCAAGAAUAAGGGAUGUGGCCACUGGGCAGACCUGUUACGACACCACAAGCCCGGAGCUGUUUGACGACUUCCUGGUGUACAGCUCGGUGGUGUCAGUGCUCCUGUUCGUCCUUCCCUUCAUGGUGGUGAUGGUCUGCUACGGCCUCAUGGUGCGGAAGCUUCUGGAGCCGAGCUGGGGAUCUGAGGGUGGGGAUGGAAGGGAGAGAGGCGGUCUGGUGGCCCAACGGUCCAAGCAGAAGUCAGUGAAGAUGAUUAUCAUCGUGCUGGCAAUGUUCAUGCUCUGCUUCCUCCCUUUCCACCUCACCAGGAGUCUUUACUACUCCUUCAGACACCUGAGGCAGGCCAAUCCAGCACAGUUCAGCUGUAAUUUGCUGGAGGCCUCCAGUAUCGCUUACAAGGUCACCCGACCUUUGGCCAGUGCCAACAGCUGCGUGGACCCCAUUCUUUACUUCCUGGCUGGGCAGGACGUCCGCAGUAACAUCACAAAGAAGAUCAGGUCAUUUCCGUCAAAACAUAAAGGUGUGAGCCGGUUCGUGACAACGCAAAUCUGACCUAACACCCCAUUAUGUCUUGGUAAACAUGACAUCUCAUCAGUGCAACUUUCAAUGUUCAGCAAGUACAAGACCUCUGAGGGUCAGGUCUUUAUGUAGAGGCAAAUGUUCAAUCCUAUAUUAUUCUUUAAGCAAUUAUGAAUGUUGUUUUUCUUCAGGAGUUUAAUUUAUAUUGAUACAAAUAUACUGUAAAGUGAUAUUCAUUCUUAAAAAUUUCUCAGAAUUAAGAGAAAAACCAAAGCAUUUAUUGCUUUUUACUGCUUACUUGUCUGCUCAGAAUGAUUGAAGGUCUUUAGUUGAGCAAGUUCAAACACUUGGAUUUGGAUUUCUGUCAUCAACCUGCAGAAAAUAUUUGCCCAGAAAUAGUUAUGACGACGAAAGGUUAUAAAUAAAUGUCUAAAUCAUGUAGUGCAUUCCUGACUUGACUCGUCUGAGCCACAUAUAUCAGAUACUGUAUGUCUGUGUUCUCUCUGGUCAGACACUCCCUGCCCUUUUAAGACUUGUUAGGAAAGUUUUAAUGAACAUGUGCAAAUGACUGUCAAGGUUCUUUGUUCUCAUUUGUAUCAUGUGUCAUGCAACAAUUACUUCAAUCUAAAUGCCUUAAUGUGUGUGGAAUAAUAUUUUGUUCUGGCAUAUCAGCUAAGUGAGUAUUCACAAUCAUUCUGCCCAACAUUCUUCACACAGGCUGAUUUCCUUUUUUUAUUCUGUAAAAUUAUUUCUACAGUGCAACCUCUGAGCAGUGUAAUCUGAAACCAGAGCAGUUUGCUGUGAGGUCUGUCGUUUAUGAAUAUGGAAAUUGCAAUUUGUGGGAAGAGCAACGUACAACUCAGUAAUCUCUCUGGUGUUGGCCACACCUCAAUUACGUUAUCAUUGGUCCAUUUUCAUUUAAUGUGUACAAGUCCACAACUAGGGGGAGACACUGGUUAACAAACAAGACAGGAUGUUGCUUAUGAGGCUCUGAUCUCAACUCAAUGUUUUAAGUACAAGUUUUUUAAACAAACACACAACUCUGUCAAGAACAACUGCACACAAGACAAGUGUGUAAAAUACAUCCCUUCUUUAUUUCAAGAGUAAAAACAUCAUACAGAAUAAUGUCAUCAUAUAAACACAAUCUAAAAAGUUGAUGAAAUGAAAUGUUUUUUUUAUUCCUUCCUACUCGCCAGCAACACAUCAGCCUGGAGACACUUAAUAAGAAACAGAAGUAAAAAGAAAUCAAAUAAAACAUGUCACUAUAAUAUUUAUCAGAACAACAUAAUAAGAUAAUGUGAAAAUAUGCAUCUAAAAUACCACUAUGAUUAUAGUGCACUCUUUAAAACUCAUGAGGUUGUAAACUAAAGCCGAGACUUGAGGCAUCUCGACCACUAAUCCUCUGCAGCCACGGUUGAUUUAUUUAAUGAAACUAUAAAGAAGCAUGCAUCUGUGUGUGCGUGCGUGUGUUUUUUUAAAAGUUCAGGAUUAGAGCAGAAAAGCGUUUCACCAAAAUGUUGUAGCCAAGUGGUGAGAAGUCAGAUUUAACAUGUCGAUUCAGUUUUAUCUGCACGGAGGUGUGUGAGGAGUUGGCCAGGUUGUUAUUGAUGGAUUACAAAUGUCACUCACUGGUGUCGUCUUUACCUUGACAUGAGAUCUAGUAUAUCACCUAUAAAUGUACUUUUCGCUAAAAAUGAUAAAAGCCAGGUAUGGUCCAUUUGUUGAUACCCACCCAUAUUUACAUAUGUACAGUCAUUUACAUGUUCUAUUCUACAAAACUGAGCUUUAUACACGUCUUAUUUCUUUUACCCUAAGAGUGAAAGGCUUUAUCUUGUUAUUGGGAAGCAGAUGCUGUAAUGCAGUAUCAGGGGGCCCCUCUAAAACAAAAUUUGGUCCCUGAUCACGUAUCCUCACGGUCCUGCAUCUAGUCUAAGAGGUUAAAAGUCACAUACAUUGCUAUUAUGCUGAGUGUGGGUGGAUGUACAUUGCAGAACAAAUGAUUUUCAAACUCUCUGAUGUUGAAGUGAGCUCCUUCUACAUUCAACAUCCUCAAGGUCUGAAACUAUCACUCACCUGCGCUUUCUACGUGAGCAGGAGCAAGAGAAGCUAAAUCACAGAAAUUAAAAAAAAUAUCUUAAACUUAAAAAUCAUAUUGAGUUUUACAACAGUUCCUCUGUAUAAUACUUUCUGUGGUGCAACUGGAGUCUGUAAUCAAGUGUCAUGUGAUGGAAAAACCUUCAUACUCUAACUUGAUGUAUUCCUUUUCUUACUGUUACUGUUAUUUGAGUUUCUUGUAGUAAAAUACCAAUGUGUUUGUCUUCAUGAAGA